Messenger RNA from Caenorhabditis sp. 36 PRJEB53466, 666 nucleotides. The record is from the annotation of a GenBank genome assembly. NCBI's taxonomy places the organism in Eukaryota, Metazoa, Nematoda, Chromadorea, Rhabditida, Rhabditidae.
AUGGCGUCGAAAAAAGCGAUUCCGAGUUGUCUAACCGACGGAGAGCUUCGCUUUUUCAAGUACGAGGAUGGCACCGUGAGUCCCCAUCCUAGUAUUUUAGAUUAAUUCAAACUUUAGAACUCUAUGAGCCGUUUGGACAAACUCGUUCGUCUGCAAAUCGACCCGAAACCGUACAUUCUCUACUGGCGCUACAAGGACAAAAUGGUGUUCAAAGCCAAAGAGGUCAUUGUUGAAACGUUUUUCGUCUAAAACUUUGAACCCCGAAUAUUUCAGUUGUCAAACGAGAAAAACUAUUUGUAUUUGGAGCGAAUCUACGAUGUCCGUGUCGGAAAACCGACCGAUUUCGAGUUGGGACCCAACGAGAAAAGUUACGAGCGAAACUUUUUGACCGUCGUCAGCGGGUCCAGCAUCACGAAUCUCAAGUUCACACAUUUCGUGUACUUGGGCAAGGAGGAAGUGAGUUUUUAUUGAAAAGAUACAAAAAAGAUGACGUUUUUGUUUUGUGCAGAAGAGUCUGCAUGCUUUCUCCGAUGCGCUGUUCAAUUUGGUGCAACGGACGAAGCGAGAAGAGCACGGACUAUUGUACCAUUUCAAAAAGAAGUUGGCGCCCAAGAUGUACGCGGCAUUCACUCCGAGAUGCAUCGAAGAAGAGUUAGUUUAUUUUAG